AUGAUUAUCUAUCCACGGCAACCUACAGUUGCAAUGAUGGAUAUGUGUUGUCUGGUGAUGCUGUGACUACUUGCCUACUGACUGGACAAUGGUCUACAUCACCACCCACCUGCCAACGUAUACCAACAUGUGCAGUCCUUACAAUUGCCGACGGUGCAUUCAGUGAACUGCAGACGCAGAGACUGAACAUGGUUGCAAAUGUGACAUGCAACGAAGGAUACGAGAUCAACGGCAGUAGAUCUGUUGUGUGCUUGGAAAGUGGAAAAUGGUCUGACACUCCACACUGCAUUGAGAUACCGACAUGUGCAGUGCUCCAAAUCGCCAAUGGUGCAUUCAGUGAAGCGCAGACACAGAGAGUGAACAGUGUUGCUGAAGUGACGUGUAACACCGGAUACCAGAUCAACGGUAGUAGAUCUGUUGUGUGCUUGGAAAGUGGAGUAUGGUCUGACACUCCACACUGCAUGGUUUUCCCUUCAGCGGAACAGACAGCACCAACUUCCACUUCAAAAUCUUCCAAUAUUGUUCCAGGAGUCAUUGGUUUUCUCGCUGGACUGAUUAUACCUGCUGCUUUGAUAAUAAUUUAUUUGGCGCGAUAUCGAGGCACGGCUAAGACUAUCAGCAUGACAGAGAGCGACAACGCCAAGCCCACGGCCAUUUUUGUGAGUCAAUUGACAGAGAAUGAUGCGUACGAAAUGACUUCAACUGUGGUCGAAGCAAACCCCGAACCAGAGUAUGAAACAAUGAGCCCGGCAUAACUUUCAGUGUUUUCUAUGUUUCUUUUCUUGCAUCAUGCACCAACAAGGAAUGAAAGGCGCUGUUUGCAUAUUGCUUAAUCAUUAGCUGUUUGUUGUUUGCUGGAUGUCCUAGCUUGCCAUUAUGUCUUCUUUUCUUUUUAGAUUUGCGCCAUGCUGCAGCACUUUGUUUUGUGAGUAUAUAAACCAAUACUGAUCCAGAUUUCUCAUUACUGUUUUCUGAUGAUCGCUUAGUGCGUGAAACUCUGAGUAAAAAUGCUUUCUCUGUCCUCCUAUUGUUUGUCUUCUUUUCCUUCAGUAGUUGUACUGAAGGUCUCAAAACAAAAACGCUGCAGCCGGCAGAUAUAGUUGUCGUAUCAACGGUAUUGUUAAAAUACAAAAACUUGCCGAAAACAUCCCCCUUCACCAAUUUAGAACUCUUGUAAUGCUUUGUUCUUUUUAUCUUCAGCUGCCGAACAGGCAAUUUUAGAGCCCUGAAAUGUCAGGUGCUCAAACUCUGUAUUGCUAGCCAUCAUGCUGACAGUCAAACUCAAGUUCUGACUCCCCUGAUGAUGGCACUGUCUGCUGCAGAAACAAGAGCACUAUACCUUUCCUUUGCCCUUAUAGCUGCUAUACAUUAUACUAUGCUUACGGCACUAGAAACAGCAUCUGUAAAUCAAGUGCUUCAGGUAGAGCUGUCCUGUUGUGUAA
Molecule: messenger RNA, 1442 nt
Organism: Sycon ciliatum
Lineage: Eukaryota; Metazoa; Porifera; Calcarea; Leucosolenida; Sycettidae
Product: P-selectin-like
Exons: 4
Coding region: 189-755 (188 amino acids)
Source: RefSeq, a predicted model, not a curated record